AUGGCGCCAGCUCCGACGCUCGCCAUCCAGGUCCGCAGUCUCCUGACCCACGCCGUCUCCGCCGGGCUCACGCCCCGAAGCGUUGACGGCGACGGCGACGGCGGCUCGCCCCUCGGCCCGCUCGCCGUGCACAACGCCAUCCUCGCCCGCGACGAUGCCAGCAACAACCAGCCCGAUCCGGAUAAGGGCAUCAUCCACCCGGGCGACAUCAACAACAACGCCAUGUUUGCGCUGUUCGGCAUCAUCGGCGCCGCCUUCGUCUGCCUCGGCAUCUGGUUCUUCUUCUGGGCGCGCAACGGCGGCUUCUACUUCAAGAAGGACGACUGGGACGACUACAAGUCCACCGUGCUGCGCCGCAAGGGUCCCAACGGCACCAUCCUCUCCGGGGCGACGCCGUCGACGCAGCUCGGCGGCGGCAGCGUCUACAAGGACGUGGACGACGGCAGCACCGAGGACGCCACGACGGUGGUCAGCGGCACGACGGGCAUCACGGGCGGGGUGAGCGACAUUGUUGGGCGCGACAAGCGGCGGCGCAAGCGCGAGCAGAAGGAGCGCGAGAAGGAGCGCCGCCGCGAGGAGAAGGCCCGCGAGAAGGAGGAGCGCAAGCGCAGCAAGAGCCGCACCGGCACCGGCACCGGCGGCAACCGCAAGGUGGACGGGAACGGCGAGGUCAUCGACGAGGAGGCCGAGGCCCUGGCCAAGGCGCAGCUGCGCAACUACCGCCACGAGCGCCCGGCGCGCGUCGGCGGCCUGAACAAGGAGAGCGAUGGCAGCGCCUGGGACGGCUCGACCAACCCCUCGAACUCGACCAUGACGGGCACGGAGAGCACCGUCACGUCCGAGCUGAUCAGCAACCGCGAGCGCACGCCCACCAACACGCCCACCAAGAAGUCGAGCGGCGGCAUCCGCAAGGUGUACUCCACUGCCGACAGGACGGCCGACCGCGAGUCGGACCGCAUCCGCGCAGAGGCCCGCAAGCUGCAGGAGAAGGGCCGCUCGGCGCAGCGCCGCGACUUCAGCUUCCAGCGUGCGGAGAGCGCACACAUGCUCGAGGGCCACGGCCGAAGUGACGAUGGAGACUCGCGCGUGCCGGGCAGCUGGGCUGAGAGUGACGUCGGAAGCGAGGUUGGCACCAAGUCCUAUCACCACGUCAUCCCCGGUCUAUCAUCUACAGCGUCUACGAGCGACUAUCAGGAGGAGAAGCGCAAGAAACGGGGUGGGGCGGGUUAUCGAAGGGGCAGACAGGACGAGAUGAGUGAAAUUAGCGAGCGUUAG
This is a messenger RNA of Phaeoacremonium minimum UCRPA7, 1275 nucleotides long. Its product is annotated as putative endosomal spry domain-containing protein. The coding region runs from base 1 to 1275 and encodes 424 amino acids. The record is from RefSeq and is a predicted model, not a curated record. The transcript has a single exon. NCBI's taxonomy places the organism in Eukaryota, Fungi, Ascomycota, Sordariomycetes, Togniniales, Togniniaceae.